Messenger RNA from Eimeria necatrix, 1755 nucleotides. Its product is annotated as protein kinase, putative. The record is from RefSeq and is a predicted model, not a curated record. The coding region runs from base 1 to 1755 and encodes 584 amino acids. The transcript has 2 exons. NCBI's taxonomy places the organism in Eukaryota, Apicomplexa, Conoidasida, Eucoccidiorida, Eimeriidae.
AUGUCUUACUCUACGUUUUUCGGCGGCAUCCCUGCUGCUGCGUUGUGCAGCAGCAGCAGCAGCAGCAACAGCAGCACGGCGGAGCUGGACUGCUGCAGCUUGCGGCAGCAGCAAAUCUACACCUCCGACACUCCUGCUGCAGCAGCAGCAACACCAACUGACAUGCAGCAAACUGUGACACUUGAAGUGUCUCCUCCGCAGUCUCCUCCUUCUCCUUUGCCCUAUUUGCGGCGGCAGCACUUGCCUUCUAAAGAGCAGCAGCAGCAGCUGCUGCUGCAGCAGCAGCAGCAGCACGCCGACCUCUUUCUGAGCCAGGACGACGUCGCGCUCCAGCAGCGACUCGAGCAGCAGCAGCAGCAGCAGCAGCAGCAGCAGCACCUCUGGCAGCACGAGCAGCAAGUUCUCGACGCGCUGCUUGACCCUGAGCUGCGGCGCAGCAGGGUGCUGCGGCCGCAGCAGCAGCAGCAGCUGCAGCAGCAGCAGCUCCAAGAGCAGCAGCUCCAAGAGCAGCACGAGGAAAAGAUGCUUCGGCUGCGGCAGGUGGAGUUGCUGCAGCAGCAGCAGCAGCUGCUGCUGCAGCAAGCAACGGCAAGCAACAGCAGGACAGUCUCUUCAGAGCUGCUGGCGCAGCUGCUGGCAGCAAACAGCAGCAGCCAAAAUAGCCCUGCAGCAGACGCGUGGAGAGCUGCGUGCAUGCCGAGUCCCCUUUCAGCAGCAGCUGCAGCAGCAGCAGCAGCAGCAGCAGUAGCAGCAGCAACGCCGCCAGCAGCUGCGCUGGACAAAGACGCCACCGCAGCAGCAACAACAGCAGCAGCAGUGGCAGAGAAGGAAACCCAUCUGAAGAGGUGCGUGCAGCGCCUGCAGCAAGCAGCAGCAGAGGUGGUGGCAGCUGAUGCUGCUGCUGCUGCUGCUGCUGCUGCUGCGCCGGCGAGAGGCACUCAGCUGCGCUGCCAAAACUGCAGCAAGCAGCGCCACACGGCAGCAGCAGCAGCAAGCGGCUGCAGCUACGGCGCAAAGGAGCAGCAGCUGGACGGUGCAGCAGACAGCGUCGAGGAGCAGCUGCAGCUGCAGCAGCAGCAGCAGCAGCAGAAAGAGCAGCUGCUGCAGCAGCAAGCUUGCGGGGCUUCCUGCGCUGCCGUUGCGGAUGCGCCAUCAUUGCUACUGGGCAGCAGCUCGGCACUGGCUGUGUGCAAGCAAGGGGUACAAGCAGCAGACAUAUCGCACGUGGAGCUUCGCCAGCGUAAGCUGCUGCUGCUAUUGCUGCUGCUGCUGCUAUUGCUGCUGCUGCUGCUAUUGCUGCUGCUGCUUUGGGUGGUGGCAGUGCUGCUGUUGCAGCGCACAGCAGAAGCAGCCCCUGUUGUAGCCAGCAUUUUAGAGCAGCAGACGCGUGGUUCGAGUGUUCUCUGUUGUGUCGCCAGCAGCAGCAGCAGCAGCAGCAGCAGCAGCAGCAGCAGCAGCACGAGCAGCAGGAGCAGCAGGAGCAGCAGGAGCAGGAGAGUUCUGUGUGUGCGUGCGUGUCGCUGCGCGUGCAGCGAGCGUGGUUGGCGGCGUGGCUGCUGGCUGCAGCAGCGUGGAGGGUCCUUCAUGCGGCGCAGCAGCAGCAGGAGCAGCAGCAGCAGCAGCAGCAGCAGCAGCAGCGGCGUACAAAGGCCCCGUGCCGCUGCCGCCGUGUCAGUACCGGCGGCUGUACGACCCCGAGGGGCCGCUGCAGCUGCCGCGGCCGCCGCUGGAAGGCGGGCUGUUCUCAAGGGCUGA